GACCGGGACGCGGCCGGAGCCCGGGAAGCUGCUGCGGGGCGAUGGCCGCGCCGAGCCCGGGGCCCCACGAGGUCCUGGCCCCCUCCCCAGAGGCUGGAUGCAGAGCAGCCCCCUCGACGUCUGGCCGCCGUGGCCUCCUCUGGCGCCUCCGUGACAAGCAGGCUCGCCGAGGCCUGUUUGAGAUCGGCCCGGGGCAUGAGCUGCACCAGCAGACGUGCAUGAUGCAAGCAGGGCUGUGGGCUGCCACCCAGGUCUCCAUGGACCACCCGCCCACCGGACCGCCUACUGAGGAGGAUUUCUCCGAGGUCCUGACCCAGGUCCAUGAGGGCUUCGAGAUGGGCACCCUGGCUGGCCCCGCCUUCGCCUGGCUGCGCCAAUCCCUAGGCCUGGCUGAGGAGGACUAUCAGGCAGCCCUAGGCCCCGGAGGCCCCUACCUGCAGUUCCUCAGCACCUCCAAGAGCAAGGCCAGCUUCUUCCUGUCCCACGACCAGCGCUUCUUCCUGAAGACCCAGCGGCGUCGGGAGGUGCGGGCGCUGCUCGCCCACCUGCCCCGCUACGUGCAGCAUCUGCAGAGGCACCCACACUCGCUCCUUGCCCGGUUGCUGGGAGUGCACAGUCUGCGGGUGGCUCGGGGAAAGAAGGAAUUCUUCAUCAUCAUGCUGAGUGUCUUCUACCCCGCCGGCCGCAUCUCUGAGAGGUAUGACAUAAAGGGCUGUGAGGUGAGCCGAUGGGUGGAGCCAGCCCCCGAGGGUAGCCCCCUUGUCCUGGUGCUGAAGGACCUCAACUUUCAAGGCAAGACCAUCGACCUGGGGCCCCAGCGGAGCUGGCUCCUCCACCAAAUGGAACUGGACACCGCCUUCCUCCGGGAGCUCAACGUGCUCGAUUACAGCCUCCUGAUGGCCUUCCAGCGUCUCCAUGAGGAUGAGAGGGGCCCUGGCAGCAGCCUCCUCUUCCGCACGGUCAGGUCUGUGCGAGGGGUACAGAGCCCGGAGGAGCCGGGAUCCCAGAACCGCCGGCUGCUGCCUGACUCCCCCAACGCCUUGCACAUCCUGGACGGGCCGGAGCAACGCUAUUUCCUGGGCCUCGUGGAUCUCGCCACGGUCUAUGGGCUCCGCAAGAGGCUGGAGCACCUAUGGAAGACGCUGCGCUACCCGGGCCGGACCUUCUCUACCGUCAGCCCCGCUCGCUACGCCCGUCGCCUCUGCCAGUGGGUGGAGGCACAUACCGAGUGAUCCGCGCUCGCGGCGCUCGGCAUCUGGACAAUGGGCGCAUGCCGGGAACCAGCGUUGGGCUCCCCUCGCCUGCCGUUCCGCCUUUGGCCUCCAGAGGGCAGCACCCCCUAACUAAUAUCGUGACAACACAGCCUCAUGCGGUGGCGGUGCCGUUUUGGCCUUGUGCCAGGGACUCUCCUACGUUAGCUCAUUUAACCCUAAAAAAAAAAAAAAAGCUAUUAUUCUCUUUUUACAGACCAUGAAAUGGAGGCUCAGGGGGUGAAGGGACUGAGCAAGAUCAUUCAGCAAUAAAUGCUGGAACCAGGA
This is a messenger RNA of Lutra lutra (Eurasian river otter), 1538 nucleotides long. RefSeq names its product phosphatidylinositol-4-phosphate 5-kinase like 1 (gene PIP5KL1). Gene Ontology annotation, biological process: phosphatidylinositol metabolic process. The record is from RefSeq and is a predicted model, not a curated record. The transcript has 10 exons. Gene Ontology annotation, molecular function: phosphatidylinositol kinase activity. The coding region runs from base 42 to 1232 and encodes 396 amino acids. Lineage: Eukaryota; Metazoa; Chordata; Mammalia; Carnivora; Mustelidae.